This is a messenger RNA of Caenorhabditis auriculariae, 3683 nucleotides long. The record is from the annotation of a GenBank genome assembly. NCBI's taxonomy places the organism in Eukaryota, Metazoa, Nematoda, Chromadorea, Rhabditida, Rhabditidae.
AUGCGUCUGCCGCCGCUUAUCAGUCUCUUUCCAAUGCUUUGGAUUUGGACGCUGCUCGGAGCCUUGUGUCUUUUGACAGAAAGCUCUCGGAUCCUGAUCUACUCGCCGCGAAUGAUGCAGAGCCACGUUAACUUUAUGACUAGACUUGCAAACCUCCUUGCCAGUCGCGGACACAAUGUCGUUUGUUUUUUUUUAUCAGUGAGAAAAUUUAUUACAGCUCUUCAUAGUAGAUAGUAGGAAUGACUUUUUUCAAUCCAAAUGAGGCUUCACUAGAAAUUGAAACAAAGUUUUUAGACCGUAAUCGACAGUAUUCUGCGAUACGAUAUUGAACAUGGACUAUCUGAAGACGUGGAGGUUUUAUCAGUUCCGCAGGUAACAAAGUUUCAAUUAAAAUGUGAAAAUUUUCUUGUUUGAAUGUGAAUGAAAAAGAGAAAGCUGUUUUUAUGUAGUGACAAACGUCCUCAGAUUAUAGAGUACGUACCUCACGGAAUAAUAGCCUGCUGUACUUUCUCAAGGUUGUAAUUUUUGAGGGAAAAGAGGUGGAGAAGCAGCUGAAACAAGGAGAUGUCGCGAAAAUAUUGUGGGACUCACAGCCAACGCCAGAAGAUCAAAGAAAGGUCAAUCAAAAGAAGGAGCUUCAUUGAAGAGAAGAGAAAAUUUGAGGUGAUGAACGGACUGGGACAAGUGCACAGAGAGCAAUGUCUCUACUUGACACGGCAGGACUUUAUAAAAAAGUGGAAGAAUGUUCACUUUGAUAUCGGAAUACACGAGAUAUUCGACACUUGCGGAAUAGGUUUACUUCGAGUUGCUUCCGAAAAUCUCAAGAAAAAUAAUUAACAGGAAUCAUGGCAGCAAUUGGCGUGAAUAAAACUGUAAUCGUGUCAUCGACAGUAAUGAUGGAAGCGGUCGCUAUCGCCAUCGGACACUAUAGUCCAAUCCAAGAGCCUUGUAAGUGUUAUAACCUUGUAAAACUCAUCAACUUCUUCAAUUUUCUCAGCCCUGCUGUCGGAUUAUGGAAACAAUCUGGGCUACCUGGACCUCAUUCGCAACUUGAAGUUUCAUUCGGCGUGGGCCCACUUCUUCGAAAUGCAAAGCAAGCUGCAGGAGAAGACGUUCAAAGAGCUCUGGGGAGUUAGACAGACGUCAGAGGUUUUUUUUCUAUAUACAUUAAACAACAAAAAUGACUGCAGGAUCUAAUAAGACAAACAAGCGCGGUCUUUGUCAACACGGACCCUAUCGCAGACGCUCGAAGGAGUUGGAGCCGAGAAGUUUAUGACAUUGGUGGCAUUGCAAUAGAAGAUACAAAAGAGCUUCCAGAAGUAUUAGUGUGGCCGGAAUUUAAAACCUUUUUUCUCAGGAAUACCUAGAACUAAUUUCUAAUUGGUCAACGAUAGCAUUGGUCUCGUUCGGGACAGCUGCUCCGUCGUACAGAAUGUCAGAAACCAAGAAAAUAUCACUCCUAACAGCAUUUUCAAACUUCCCUGACGUUCUUUUUAUUUGGAAAUAUGAGAAAUCAGACGAAUUCUCCACCCAAACACACCCUAACGUCGUUUUCCGUGCUUUCAUACCGCAGAACGAUCUUCUAAGUUGAAAUACAUUCUUCAAAAAAUUGUGAUGAAAAAAAUUCAGAUCAUGAGAAGACGAAGCUUUUCAUUUCGCAUUGCGGGCAAAACAGUAUGCUGGAAUCAUUGAAAGCUGGUACAGAACUGCUAACUGUUCCCAUGUUCGGAGAUCAACACAGGUUUGAAAAGCGAUUGAAUCAUUGGAACCUUUUCCUAUGAAGAAAUGCUCGCGCUGCGGAAGAGAACGGGCUCGUCACGAGAGUCGAAAAAAACGACCUGGGCAACUCGAAAAAGCUCAUUAGCAAGAUCAAGCUAAUACUCGUGCAUAAGAAGUCAAUAUAAGUUUUUCGAGUUAUUUCAAAAAAAAAACUUCCAGAAACGAAAAAGCAAAACUGACGGUUAAGCGGAACCUCGAAAUGGCGAUGAGCUCAUCCAGGGAUCUUUUCGUGAGACAGAUCGAGAGACUUAUCGCGCUGCCUAAUCCACCUAACUUUGUUAAUUACCCUCGUUAUUACAGUGCAGACAGUCUUUUAGGCAUUUAUCAUCUGGGACUCUAUGUUUCCGCGUUUCUAACUCUUUUUAUUGUUGCAAAAAUAGUGAAAUGCGUGAAAUAGCUUUGCAUUUUUUAUUUCCACUUCGCCUUUGAGAUGUGGGCUCUUCUCACAGCUUGGUAUGAAAUCCAACUUCCUUUUUUUUUAAAUAAUAAAUAAACUUUUUUAUUACAACCCCUAUUAAGAAAGAGAAAGUGGCGUUACAGGUUCUUAAUGGUCGCUCUACUAUCCGUAGUGAUGUUCUUGCGGUUGACUUUCUUUUUGUAUUUAUUAAUGGGACUUCCGCUAGGAUUAACGAUAUCUUUCUACUUGUUUAGAAACUAUCAGGUCAGGGGAUUAUCUGUAAGGAACACAUUACGCUCCGGUAGAACUCCAAAAAUUUUCAGAAGCAAAGAUUCUUCUCGGGAUUCAGAAUAGGCGGUCAUCGAGGAUCUCCUCAUCAUGCUCCAGAAAACACGAUCGCUAGCUUUCAAAAAGUUUGCUUGAGAAAAUGUGGAAUAGUGUGUUACGAAUUAAUGAUAGUUUUUUGAAAAUAGAAAAAAAAAUUUGCAAAUUUUAUUUUUGCACGUUUAGGCUAAAGAAGAAGGCUGUCAGCUUGUAGAGUUCGACGUCCACGUCACAGCAGAUGGCGUACCCAUAGUUAUUCACGAUGUCACAACUUGUAAAAUUCAUUAUUCAACUUUUAAACUAUCACAUAACAGAUCGAACAUCUAAUGUGAACAAAUGCGUCUUAAAAACUUCUUGGCAAGACCUUCGAGACACAAAGCUGAACAGUGUCAAGUAUGCAUUUUCUUUUCUUUUUUUUCUGAGAGUCUUAAAGAAUUCCAACGUUAACACUACUUCACAAUAAAAAGAUCCGAAAAAGGUUUUUUCUUUCCACAGCAACAUCGGAGGAAGUCUAGCAACGUUGGAAGAAGUAGUGGAUUGGUGCAAGAAAAAUGAUAUGAAAAUGCUAUUUGACGUGAAAGUAGCAGAAGAAAGGCUGCUCGGGAAGAUAGCAGAAAUAUUUUCCAAAGAGAGACUUUACGAGACAGCGAUUGUGUCGAGCUUUAACCCUUUGGUUCCUUAUCGGCUAAAGCGCAUAAAUCAUCAAAUAUUGACAGGUAAUAUGAAAACUUCAAGAGAAACAGUCGAACAGACUUCAGGGUUGACCUUGGAUAGGUCGUACUACACAUACGAAGACGACGACCGCAAGCUUCCGUUCGCAUCAAACUCAAUAUAUCAUUGGCUCAACAGCUUCUGGGACGAUUUGACUUUCAUUAGUAAUUGCAUAUUAUCGGGAGUCAAAAAAUUUUUUUACAGCCAGUCGAACUUAUUUGAUGCCCCGAUUUCUAGGCGUUGAAAUGCUUCUUAUUAAUUACAAACAAGCCGACGAGUAAUAUUAUUGAGUAUUUGAGAGCUCACUUAAAUAUUAAGAAGGACAAUCGAAGAUGCGCGCGAUAAUGGUAUGGAAGUGGUUGUCUACACCGCAAACUCCGAAGCCGUUAUUGGUUGGCUCUCUACACUUCCUGUAUCUUUUCUCACAGACGUGCCUUUCAACGUGAACCAUACAAAAUUGAUAAAGCCUUAA